CUCCAACAAACCGGCGGCAAAAAUUCAUCAUCGAUAGGCGAAGAACCGUCGAACAAAAUGAACAGCAAGAGGAAGAAUCGUACGAACAAUAACAGGUACCAAUCACUUGGCUUUCCUCGUCAAGAUCAUAAUAGCAGAUCCCCGCGAGCACGUGGGCCACAAGAGAGAUGCGUCGCAGCCGAGGGGGUUUAUAACAAUGCUCAUUUUAUGCAUGCAGUCACUAGCCACGUUGGCAACACGGUACAGAUUCAAACUAAAAGUGGUUCGGUAUUCGAGGGUGUAUUUAGAACAUUUUCGAGUCAAUUCGACGUAGUGUUGGAAAUGGCUCAUCGUGUGGAGAGUUCGGGACAGAUUAGCGUAGAUAGCGUAGUAGAGAAAUUAAUUUUUAAACCAACUGACGUUGUCACUAUAUCUGCCAAGGAUGUUGAUUUAGAUUAUGCUAUAAGAGACACUUUCCAAACUGAUACAGCCAUUAGUAAGUUUAAUGGUAUAAUCGGCGAGAAGGAACUCGAGCCCUGGGAUCCGCCGACCACUAUGAACGGGGCUGAUUUAGAAUUGGAUGGUGCUGCCAACGGUUGGGACGUGCACGAAAUGUUUCGCAAAAAUGAACAAGAUUAUGGAGUUCAAACAACGUUCGAACCUUCCUUGGUCGGUUACACUCUACAACUGCAACGUAAGGACACGAAGGAUUACAAGGAACAAGAGCAAAAGGCUGCUGAAAUAGCAAAUGAGAUCGAAUCUCAACCGAAUCACAAAGCUAGAUUAGAACUAGAAAACGGCGACGAGGAGGAACGAUUCGCAGCUGUGACUAGACCCACCGAAGGAAAGUAUAUUCCACCACCGUUAAAAAAGAAAAAUGGCAACACUGGCAAACUAAUGAGAACCAGCGGCGGUGGUGGUGGCGGCGGCGGCGGCAGCGGUGGUGGCGGGGGCGGUGGCGGUGGCGGCGUUGGCGGCGGCGGGGAGCCUCCGUCUUCGCCAGGAACCACGAACAAUAAGAAUGUCUACAGUCAACCCCCUCCGUCCACGGUCACGGUCAAUGUCCCACAGCCAAGCAUGCCGGUUGGAGUACAGCCCGCUCAUACUCCCUCGGUGCAGCAUCCGGUAUCUUUAAAUAUGAAUAUACCGCCCAAUGGAGUGGUUGUCACGUAUAAUAAUCCACCACCGCCAUUCGUGCCUCCACCGACGACGCAGUCGCAGCAAGUAAUACAGCAGAAUCAAUCGCAAUCUCAAGUUAAUCCUUCGAUAUCGCAAAUAAGCUUCCCUUCGUCACAACAGACACCUCCGAAUAAAAUAAAUGCAGAAAAACGUGAGCGACCUGGCAGACAACAAGUUUAUCAAGCUGACAAAGCGCCACCAGCACCAUUUUCGCAAUCAAACGUUGCGUCCUCUCAUCAACAGCAACAAUCUUCGCACCAGCAACAUACAUCAUUGACACAACAGAAUUCUGUAGAAGGACAAAUAGUCAUACAUAAAUCGGACCACAGAAAGUUUUACUUUAAGGUUCCGACACCACGUGGAAGAGAAGAACAGCAUUCGGAACUGAGACAAUUCGCUACGGAAUUUAAAUUGGCGGAAUCGCAGGGACUGCCGCCAGAUACUCCUCAAAUAUCUAGAAAACAGCAGCAUCAACAUCAACAAGACAUACAUUCCGCUACUCCGAUGAAUCAGCCGCAUCAUCAAGGUCCUCAUCAACAUACGAGUCCACAACAGCAAUCGCAGCAACAACCGUCUACACAGCAACAUACCAGUCCUCAUCAGCAACAUCAAACUGUACAAGAGGAACCAGUUAUUAAUAAGCCACCGCCUGGUCCACCAGUAAGAUCUACAAGUCCGCCACAGCAACAACAACAGCCACCGCCACAACAACAACAACAACAGCAGCCGCUGUCGCAACAGCAGCAAUCGCAAGCGCAACAACAACAACAACAACAGCCACCACUACCAUCACAACAACAACAACAACAGCAGCAGCAGCAACCACCGCCGUCACAACCAGCUCAAACUAAUACUCCGACAGUGCAACAAUCUCCACCGGAACCUGCGGUCGAUAAGAUAACUACUGCUUUUAAAAAAUCUACUUUAAAUCCCAACGCUAAAGAAUUUAAUCCAAAUGCCAAACCAUUUACGCCGCGUUCACCUAGCACACCGACGCCUAGUCGACCGCAUACGCCACAAACUCCUCAGUAUACAGGUGCGACUAUGCCCGCGACCGUUGUUAUGCCGGCAUACGUAACGCCAACAUUUAGUCAACCACCCGCUCAACAAGUGGCAAGGUUCCGGAAGGGUCAGUAUUCCUUAGCACUGCCAAUGGUGCAGCAUCGUGCGCCAGAUAUAGCGUCUCAGAUGCAAGUAGCCGCGGCAACGGGGCAACCGUUACUAGCGCCAGCUAUACACCCAUUCCAGGUGCCUUAUCCAGGACAGCCGGCGUAUCAGCAAAUGGUACGAAUGGUUCAGGCACCGCCACCACCACACAUGGCCACUCCGUAUCAUCAUCAUCACGACUCGCAAGGACCGCAAGCCCCUGGUAUACAAUAUAUGGGCCCGCACGCUCAUCCACAUCCUCACGUAGCUCAACAGCCACCUAGCCAAACGCCGUCGCCGGCUAAUCCAAAUCAACCGCACACCCCGGGGGCUUAUAAUCCACCCGGUACUCCACAGCCCACGUAUCCGCAACCUCCGCCGCAGGGUCACGCGCCGAGUUAUCCGAUCAUGUGCCCUAUAAUUCCAUCUCAUAUACCUUCGAUUCCACCGCAACAUAUGCAAUACCUGCCACCACAGCCGCCUCCGGGAGCGCAGCAGACUAUACCCGUCAUUUUACCGCACAGUCAGUAGCCGCGACAUAAAGUAAAGAGAGAAAAGGAAGAGCGAUAGUAUUCUGAAAAGGUAGGAUAAGCUUUUCAAAAUUAAGUUACUUUCACGAUGGAACGCGUGUCGAUCGCUCCGAGAACCGUUCUUCUUUCAAUUUAAUCUCGCAAUCUCGCAAUUUAAUCAACCAAUUGAUCGUUAACGACGUUAUAAAUUAAGCGUCAUUCGUCAACUUUUUUUUUCUUCGUUGUCGUUGACGAGCUUGAAAUAAUCUCCCAUACAUUUUGUUGCGCAAAGAGAGAGAGAGAAGAGUAAUGCUUUCACAGCCGAUAAACAACGUGAAGCAACGUGACGCACGACGAUCCCGAAUGGUACUAUAAACGAUUGUAAACCUAUGACCGAAGAGUGUUAACCAUCUUGAAAGUAACCUGUUAUUCGCGAAUGUAGGUCGAUCACUGAAUGACCUAUGGCCUUUAUUAUCGAUUACCUUUCAUUUAAAAAAUUUCAUUGAUUAUUUUAAUCAAGCUUUAAAAUUGUAAAAUGAUAGUUAAUCAUUACGCAAUUGUUUCACCAAUCUCCCCUCCCUUUCCCUCCUCGUCCCUCACGACUUUUAUCGGAAUAGCAUGUGUAUCAGAUAGAUCGAGAAAGAUCAACGACUUUUUUGAUCGUGCAUUUUUAUCGAGUAGUGCUCAAUAUGUCGGAGAAUACGUGCGCGCGCGCUCGCGAAAGAGAGAGAGAAAAUACCGCUCGUUUAAUAGGCGUAAUUUACAUUCAGAAGUUUCAAUUUUCUCAUGUAAACAUAACUUGCACUACUCUCAUCGCGCGAGUAACAACCAGGAGGAUUCAGCGGAAAAAGACGUAAUCAUGUGCGCGAGCGAAUUCGUCUUUCUUUUCUCUCUCUUUUUCUCCCCCCCCCCUCAUUGUUUUUAAUCGAGAUGAUGAUUAUUGAAAUUACACGAGAAUAAAUUGUACGGAGGUGCAUGGCAUAUUUUUCUGCCCGUGACUGAGUGUUUAUUCCAUUCAGUAAGGAAGAAUUUGGAGAAAAGAAGACACGGAGACGAUCGCGACUCCUUUGAGUUUGAUUCGAAUGUGUGAAGCGAGCGAUAAUUAAUCAAGGGCUGGAGUAUGCGCAGGGCUUGCAGGGUAAAACACUAGCGAAAUAUGCGAUAUUCUGCGAUUUGUUGAUAAUAUGAGUUUUGUUACGCGAUGUUGAUACAAUGAGCGCGCAGGAUCUUUGAACGCGAAAGAAAGAUUACACAUUACACCGCGAGUAUGCGAGAAACGACAUUUGCACAUUUACGGACGAAUCGUGCUAGCGUUAACGGUGCGAACAACAGCUGCAUUCGAGAGGAGGUACAUAAUUUGCACGUCUUCUUUAAUCGAGUUUACUAUCCAACUACUUUCAAUUCACUUUGACACCGUUUAUGCCUAUACUUUGCGCCAAUGGCUCGCGAUACCUGCUUAUUUUCCUUUUUAUGCUUUUCGUCAUCAUUUGCUACGCGAACAAAUGCAAAUGGCAAUAAUGGAAAAGACAUGUUGUUGGAGAAUCGAUACGAUUGAAAUUUAUUACGGUCAAUAUUUGUACGAAUAUUGGCUGAAAAGUUUGUUUAAAAAAUAUUCGGUAUUGCGUUAGCUUUCUUUUUCGUUGCUCUCUAUAGAAAUUCAGAUAAAGCUAAAGAUUGCCGCUGCAUACAUCUGUGCGAGAUGUAGAGAAAAGAAAACGUGCGACGAAGACUAUUUACAAGAUAUAUUUUAUAUCUAGCAUUUCUUUUAAUACGAGUUACGAGCGAGCGACGCUUAUCGUGAAAUACACGUGUGUAAUCUCGAUGGGAAAAGAAACCUCGUACCGAACUAGUACUUGGCUGGCGGAAAGUUGGUGAAGCGAUGCGAUUUGCCGGAAUCGAAUUGAAUUGUUAAUUAUGUACCUCUUACCAGUAUAAGUGAAAACGAGCAUGCUCGUGAUACCAUGGAUUUGGAAAUCUGUCUGAACGUAGCGUAUACUGCCAAUUGGGAUAAGGGGUCAGAGAUGAGAGAUGAAAAAAAGAAGCCAUAAGAGCCGGCAUCGUUGCCCUCGACCCGACCCGAGUCGAGUAACGUGCACAGUCGCAAGCGCGCUUUUUUCCUCUCUUUCUCUCUCCCUCCAACAGCAGAUUCUCUCUUUUCUUCGCUCGAUGCUCGAUGAUUUCAGAAUAGGAAGGGGAUAUUCGUUCGAUUGGAUUCGAAAGAAUAUUUAUAUCGCAUACUAUUAAAUUUAUAUUUGUCGCGUAGAAUGAUACAAUGAAGACACGUUGCGUAUUGCGCAUAUAAUGAAAAGAUAUUUUCAUUUGCGGGUGUGUGCGACAUGUCGGAAUUACAGGAGGAGGGAAGGACAGGAUAGGAUUAAAAAUGGGAAGAAUGAGGAAAUUGUUUAUUUAUAUUUCGAAUUAAAGACACACACACACACACACAUAUAUAUAUAUAUAUAUAUAUAUAUAUAUAUAUACAUACAUAUAAUGCCAAAUGAUCCAACGGAAUAUGACGAUGUUAAGAGCUUUGCGUCGAGUCGAGUCCAAGUUGCAAAAUAUUCCCCUUUUCCUUCCGUAGUCGUCACUAAUUUCAGUUUACUCUUGUAGGCGGCUUCGUUCAGAUGAAUUUUUAGUCCACGCUCGAUACCGAUUGGGAAAAGAAAGUUUAACAACUACGGCCUUAGACCUAAUCGUGUAUAUAUAAACGGAAGGAAGCAAAAACAACUUUUGCCUGAGAAAGAUAGUUGAAUGUGAAGCAUCGUUAAACAGAUUUUAUAUUAAAGAGAUUUAAAAAGAAGAAAAACAUCAAAAUAAAAUCAAUACGUUAAAAACCAA
Messenger RNA from Solenopsis invicta (red fire ant), 5648 nucleotides. Its product is annotated as ataxin-2 homolog. Gene Ontology annotation, molecular function: RNA binding. Lineage: Eukaryota; Metazoa; Arthropoda; Insecta; Hymenoptera; Formicidae. The coding region runs from base 58 to 2835 and encodes 925 amino acids. The record is from RefSeq and is a predicted model, not a curated record. Gene Ontology annotation, biological process: cytoplasmic stress granule assembly. Gene Ontology annotation, cellular component: cytoplasmic stress granule. The transcript has 9 exons.